UUUCGAUAAUUACCUCACGUGUUAAACGCCGUGUACCGUGUAUCAUGGCAACUUCAAACUCGGUUGGCUUGUUUUCAAGUUUUAAUCAUCAACAGCAAGAAUGGCUUACGUACAAAAAUAGGCUAGAACAGUGGUUCAUCGCAAACAACAUCGAUCAAGCAAGCGACAAAGCGGGUGUGAGAAGGCGCGCCAUCUUGUUAAGUGCGCUUACGGAAAGUACCUAUCAAUUAGCAAGUAAUCUUGCACUGCCUGAUGUUCUUGAAACUAAAAGUUAUAGUGAAGUGGUGGAGUUGUUGGAUGCGCAUUUUACUCCGAAGCGCUGCGUCUUCGCGGAGCGUUAUCACUUCCAUUCGGCUACGCAGAAGGUAGGCGAAACUUCGGCGCAGUGGGCCGCGCGGCUGCGCGGGCUCGCGGCGUAUUGCCAGUUCAAGAACAUUGAGGAGGCGCUUUUGGACAGAUUCAUCAUGGGCAUGCAGUCUGGAAAAGAGCGUGAAAAAUUGUUUUCGAAGGAGCUCGGCGAACUCACCCUAGCGAAAGCAAUAGACAUCGCUGAAAGUGUGCGGUGCGCGCGCGCCGCAGCCAGCGCGACCUUGGCGGCCGCCGCGACGGCGGCGGUGCCCGGCGCUGAGAGCGUGUUAAAAAUCGGCGAAACUACGGCGGGUCGCGGGAAUAAGUGUUCUGUGUGCGGUCUAAGUAGUCAUAAAGCUGAAAACUGUCGUUACGUAAAUUACAAGUGCAAAAGGUGUAAAAAAAGGGUCAUUUACGUAAGAUGUGUAACCUCAAAUACGUUGAGUCGGAGGAGGUGA
Messenger RNA from Leguminivora glycinivorella, 806 nucleotides. RefSeq lists its product as uncharacterized. The record is from RefSeq and is a predicted model, not a curated record. The coding region runs from base 45 to 806 and encodes 253 amino acids. Lineage: Eukaryota; Metazoa; Arthropoda; Insecta; Lepidoptera; Tortricidae. The transcript has a single exon.